AUGAACAAACUUGCGAAGGGAGACGGGCAGUCGAAAGAGCAGCAUGCGCCUGCAAGUCGACCAAUCGUUGUUGAAGCGGCAAAGGCCAAUAAGAAGGGUAAGACCGUUAAAGUGGACUUCGGUCGACAAGAUAUUGGUUACGCGCCAACAGAGCAGCUGGCUCGUGACCAUGAUGUUGUCUAUGUCAGCAUCAACUACAGACUGAACGCGUUUGGAUUUAUGUGGCUGGACAUGCUGCGCGUUGGUUCGCAUACUAACACCUCCGGAAAUUACGGGUUCAUGGAUAUGCUAACAGGACUGCAUUGGAUGCAAAACAACAUUCGCCAGUUUGGUGGAGACCCGAAUCAGGUAACGAGUUCCGAUGGGACGGCCAUUUACGCUUUGCUUGCUUCACCGCUCGGCCGCGGACUUUUCCAUAAGGCCUGGACGAUCAGUGGAUCGCCAGUCAUGAAUAAGACGGCUGCGGAAGCGGAUGCGGAUAACCAAGUUUUUGUACAUAAUACCGGAUGUCAAGACGCGGACUGCUUGUACACUCUGACACCAGAACAUGUGCUUGCCAGCGUGCCAUGGGAGGAGUUCCCGUACUGGGCGAUGAGCGAUCUCACUGGAAUCCCAGCUAAAGAUCGCUUUAAUGACGCUCUUCCGGUUGUCGAUGAAUUUCAACUCGCUAGUCUAGUGACAGACCUCAGAGUGACGUGUGGAAGCGAAUAUCUGGCUCUAGUAAUGGCAACUUCUUUUACGUCCCCGGUGUUCAGAUACAUAGCAGAAUAUGCUCCCUCUGCUCCAAUGAAGGCGUUUUGGGUAACGCUUCCCGCGAGAUACGCCUUUCACGGCAUCGACGCUUUCUAUAAAACAUUGGGACUCAUGAUUGACAACAAGACAGACGCAGACAGGCAGUGGGAGGUCAACGUGCAGCAGAAAAUUUUAAGUUUCAUGCGUAAUGGGAGUCCUUUUACAGCCGACUGGGGAAUGUUUCCCGGCCAAACGGCAGUGCUAAGUCAGAACACAACAGUUACGGCUGGGUACCACACUGCAGAGUGUCUCUUCUGGUUAAAGAACGGGUUCUUCUCCUACUCGUGGAUUAAUUGA
Messenger RNA from Mya arenaria, 1089 nucleotides. RefSeq names its product carboxylesterase 3A-like. Bases 1 to 1089 code for a protein of 362 amino acids. Lineage: Eukaryota; Metazoa; Mollusca; Bivalvia; Myida; Myidae. The transcript has 5 exons. The record is from RefSeq and is a predicted model, not a curated record.